AUGGACGCAGUGGCUGUGUAUCAUGGCAAAAUCAGCCGGGAGACAGGGGAGAAGCUCCUGCUUGCCACCGGUCUGGACGGCAGCUAUUUGUUGAGGGACAGCGAGAGUGUCCCAGGGGCGUACUGCCUGUGUGUGCUGUAUCAAGGUUACAUUUAUACAUACCGAGUAUCCCAGACAGACACAGGUUCUUGGAGUGCUGAGACAGCACCUGGGGUUCAUAAAAGAUUUUUUCGGAAAAUAAAAAAUCUCAUUUCAGCAUUUCAGAAGCCAGAUCAAGGUAUUGUAAUACCUCUGCAGUAUCCAGUUGAGAAGUCCUCAGCUAGAAGUACACACGGUACUACAGGGAGAAGAGAAGAUCCUGAUGUCUUCCUGAAAGCACCAUGA
Messenger RNA from Eptesicus fuscus (big brown bat), 384 nucleotides. It is a transcript of the gene SH2D1A, whose product is annotated as SH2 domain containing 1A. Gene Ontology annotation, cellular component: cytoplasm. The transcript is spliced from 4 exons. Lineage: Eukaryota; Metazoa; Chordata; Mammalia; Chiroptera; Vespertilionidae. Gene Ontology annotation, biological process: cellular defense response; cell-cell signaling. Bases 1 to 384 code for a protein of 127 amino acids. The record is from RefSeq and is a predicted model, not a curated record.